AUGACGGCCACUAUCUUGGUUGCAGUCCUGGUUCUAGCUAUUAGCCGUGACGCAAUCCAGAGUGUAUCUCGUCCGAUGGCUCCAUCGACGUUGCCAAGCGCAGCCAGGGAAUUCCUGGGAGCACACAAUCAAGCAAGAGCCGCCGUUGGAGUCGAACCUCUCAAGUGGAGUGCUCAACUGGCGGAUGCCACAGACCUCCUCGCGAGAUGCCAGAGGAACAAAAUGAGUUGUCAGUUUGCCAACCUGAAAGAGAAGAGUUAUUACGAUUAUGCAACCAAUUCUUGUGCACAAAAUCAUAGGUGUGGAGUUUAUAAGCAAGGGGUUUUGAAGAACUCUACGGAACUGGGGUGUGCUCAAGCUACACGCAAGAACCAAAUUAGUUUAACCAUUUGUUUCUGUAAUCCUCCUGGAAAUUAUGUAGGAGAAGGACCAAACUAG
Molecule: messenger RNA, 438 nt
Organism: Hibiscus syriacus
Lineage: Eukaryota; Viridiplantae; Streptophyta; Magnoliopsida; Malvales; Malvaceae
Product: STS14 protein-like
Exons: 2
Coding region: 1-438 (145 amino acids)
Source: RefSeq, a predicted model, not a curated record